UUAUAUGUAUUAUUUAGAUAAACUGAAUAGAAAACUGAUCAAUCAUCGGAUUUUCUUCGGCCUCUGCUGGACAGAAAUACAGGCAGCGUUGACCAACUCAACGCACUUCCUGCAUUUACCAUCAAAAUAAAACAUACCACUUAAAACUAUUGCAUGUCUUUAAUUUAUGUUUACAGCAUAGUCUAAAUAAUGUCAAAAGCAAAAUGUCUCCACAUAUACAAAAUACUUAACUACUAAAACUCAACAAAUCAAUUUUAAUGAUCUGCGUUCAACAAUUUGCGUGGAGGCGGGAUUAGUGGUAUUCUAGAAACCAUUUUGCGUAGCGCAUCUGUAUGGCCAAAAAGCACUACGCUCAGAUGUGUUGUUCCUGCGAAAUGACUGAUAGAUCCGGCGGUUUAUUCUCACUCGGCUCAGGGUUUCUAUUUAGCGAUCUUCUAUUAAAAAAAAAAGCAAAUCAGAGAAAAUCACCUGCCUCUUUGCAAGAAACCAUGGCACAGGUAGAUGAGGCUCAGACUGAAGGGGAGGGCAGCCCCCAGAUGGCCUCCUUAAGAUCAGACGUAUCUGGGAACCAUGCAGGCGAUGGGGAACCAGAACCCUCAAUGAGAAGGAAGAGGAGGAAGAAGAAAGAACCACGUCCGGAGUCCAUCAUCGUGUUUCGUUCUGAGAUGGAGAGAGCGCCUGGGGAGGACCAGAGUGGUGAGGAGGGAGGAGAGAGGAGCACUGAGGAGGGAGCAAAGUUCCUCUGCACACCCACAGGAGAAGGAGGAGGCUGGAGCAUUCCUCCAGACAGCCGUUACGUGACCCUGACUGGCACCAUCACGCGAGGGAAGAAGAAGGGUCAGGUCGUGGACAUACACGUCACUUUGACAGAAAGGGAACUCAGGGAAUUGGCCAAGUCGAAGGAGCGUCUGGAUGCGGAGUGCGAGGCGGGAGAAGGCUCCAAACGCUCCUGCAGCUUAGGAGCGUGUCAGGGACCCCACGUCAUCUUGUGGAGCAUCUCCUGUGCUCCUGUUGUUUUCAUCCUGUCCUUCAUCACCUCCUUCUACUACGGCACGCUCACCUGGUACAACGUCUUCCUGGUGUACAACGAGGAGCGGACGUUCUGGCACAAGAUCACCAUCUGCCCCUUCCUCAUCAUCUUUUACCCCUUGCUCAUCAUGCCCCUGGCGCUGUCGCUGGCCCUGUACUCUGCUGUGGUGCAGGUGUCCUGGGCCUUUGGUGAGUGGUGGCAGGCGGUGCGAGAUCUGGAGAAAGGAUUCUGCGGCUGGGCCUGCGGGAAGCUGGGACUGGAAGACUGCUCGCCCUACAGCAUCGUGGAGCUGCUCGACUCGGACACUGUUUCUGGAACUCUGCAGAGCAAGGCGCCCAGCGAACUGGCCCAGACGUCGUCGGUUUGAUGCAGCAGAGGGUGAAAUCAUGGCACAUAUUCUGAUCAUUAAAACGAGCUUCGAGACAUG
Nothobranchius furzeri (turquoise killifish) is the source of this 1457-nucleotide messenger RNA. It is a transcript of the gene tmem169b, whose product is annotated as transmembrane protein 169b. The record is from RefSeq and is a predicted model, not a curated record. Lineage: Eukaryota; Metazoa; Chordata; Actinopteri; Cyprinodontiformes; Nothobranchiidae.